Molecule: messenger RNA, 1640 nt
Organism: Vigna unguiculata (cowpea)
Lineage: Eukaryota; Viridiplantae; Streptophyta; Magnoliopsida; Fabales; Fabaceae
Product: glycerophosphodiester phosphodiesterase GDPD1, chloroplastic-like
Biological process (GO): glycerophospholipid catabolic process
Molecular function (GO): phosphoric diester hydrolase activity
Source: RefSeq, a predicted model, not a curated record
UUCGUGGGGAGAUCCAUCGGAGGGUGAAUUUGGCGUAGGUGGAAGCAAUAAAUAGCGCACCAAACCAUGCGUUGUUCUUCACCACCACCACCAACAAACCAUCCGGCACCUUCCUCACCGCCACCUCCCUUUCCCUCUCCUCCUCUCUCUCUCUCCUUCCACCCAAAUGGCUCUCAAGGCCGUCCAUGUCACCGACGUCCCUUCCCUUGACCACGUCCCCGAGAACGCCUCUCUCGCCCUCUGCUCCUCCCGCUUCCCCAACGGGGUGGAGAUGGGUCGGAGUGGCUUCAAGAUGCCCAAGUUCGUCGUCAUCGGCCACAGGGGUAACGGCAUGAACGUUCUGCAAUCUUCGGAUCGAAGAAUGAGAGCCAUAAAGGAAAAUACCAUUAUGUCCUUCAACGCCGCCUCUACUUUUCCUCUUGAUUUCAUAGAAUUUGACGUUCAGGUGACGAGAGAUGAUUGCCCCGUCAUUUUCCACGACGAUUUCAUCUUCUCGGAGGAGAAUGGUGCUGUAUUUGGAAGGAGGAUCACAGAGCUGAGUCUCUCUGAGUUUCUUUCUUAUGGGCCUCAGAGAGACAAUGGCAAUGAGGGAAAGGUUUUGCUAAGGAAAAAAGAUGGGAAGAUAAUGCCAUGGGAUGUUGAACAAGACGACUCACUGUGCACUCUCCAAGAAGCUUUUGUGAAGGUGGAACCCGCUCUUGGUUUUAACAUUGAGUUGAAGUUCGAUGAUCACAUUGUCUAUGAGCAAGAUUAUCUCGUCCAUGUCCUUCAAACCAUCUUAAAGGUUGUGUUUGAAUAUGCCAAGGACAGACCUAUUAUCUUCUCAACAUUCCAGCCAGAUGCUGCCUUGCUCAUCCGGAAAUUGCAAAGCAACUACCCAGUUUUUUUCUUGACAAAUGGGGGAUGUGAAAUCUAUGAAGAUGUGAGGAGAAACUCAUUGGAGGAGGCCAUGAAGCUCUCUGUGGAGAAUGGAUUGGAAGGAAUUGUCUCAGAAAUUAAAGGGAUAUUUAGAGAUCCUGCUACAGUAACCAAGAUAAAGGAGUCCAAGCUCUGUCUCCUUUCUUACGGCAAAUUAAACAAUGUUCCUGAGGCAGUUUACAUGCAACAUCUAAUGGGAAUUGAUGGAGUAAUUGUGGAUUUGGUUAAAGAAAUCACCGAGGCCGUUGCAGAUAUGAUAAAGCCAAAAAAUGGUGGUGAAGGGGAGGGUUUGACGGAGGGAAGUGGGACGGUACAGGGUAACUCAAAUCCACAAUUUUCACAGCAGGAUUUAUCUUUCCUUUUGAAGCUUAUCCCACAAUUGAUACAAAUUUGAAAACUAACAAGAGAAAGAUGCGGCUUUUAAUUGACUUGGCCUAUUACAAUAUAUACACUCAGUAGUUUACAGAUGAUAUACACGGCCUUUCACAAAAGAGUGGAACCCUUUGGAGGGGUUCCAUAAAAGCUCAACCCUUGUACAUAUGUUUCUUCUUUUCUCUUGGGGAUAUAAUGGAAAGAUAUUCUGUACGAAUUAAGUAGUUUGAAGGACCUCGUGCAAAUAGUGACAAAAAUAUCUCUAUAUUGCACCAAUGUUGUUACACCGUUCUUGUAUUAUUGUCUACCAUUUCAAUGAGAACAUACCAAACUUUCUCUCUUCUUCUUCC